ACACGAUGGAUACCCUAAACCUCGUUGUGACGAGAUUCUUACACAUCAAUCAGAUCCAAAUUGACACCUUGAAUGCAAAUCAGCUCAAACUCAAACAGUCCUUAGAAACCGUAUGGGGACAAUUAGAGUCACUAAAAGUAGAAGAUAAUGAAACGCCUGCGUAUCAUGGGUACACGGAAGCCGUAAUUCUAAGUUUUUUCGAAGUUAAGGAAUUACAAUGAUUAAUUGGUUCAGUAAUGACUGCCAUCCAAUUAGGAAAGCAUGGGUAUUAUUGCCAAUACUCUCUUCACUCUAAAGGAACUUGAGGCAGCACUUCAAGCUUUCGAUGCCCAUAAUAAAAAGACGCUAAUACCUAUGACGGAGGAAAAUUACGAGCAGUUUUUUAAAAUAAGCGAUUUAACGAUACCUACAGAUAUAGGCAAACUUAUCUAUAUACUCACAGUGCCUCACCUAGAAAGGGAACCAUGGGUGACGAUCCAGAAUACUCCGGUACCCGUAAGGAUAAAUCGUACUUAUCUCACACUUAAUCCAACCUAUGCUUUGAAAUUAGUACGUAAGAAUUUGAUAAGAGAAGUCACGUUUCCUCAACUGAAGCAGAUAACUAAUUAUUUCAUCGCUGAUAACCGUGACGUGGGGCAUCGUGACGAUAGCAUAGAACUUUGCGAAAAAUUAACCGACCCUACACCAAGAGAAUACACCCUCAGUCAUUUUCUUGUGAUAGACAUUGCUUACAUAAGAACGCAAGGUUCACAAAUAAUCUUACCCUCCAAACCAUUCAAGGUAACCAUAACAUGCCCCCUCCCCUAACGCAGAGCUUUAUUAUUCAAAUUGUCGACCCAUCCGUCAUAACCACAAAUCAGAGUCGUGAACUUCACACUUUGAAAACGCGAGUCAAAUUCAUCGUAGAAUACACGACUUCUCAAUUAAUAGAAAUACAUGCAGAUACAAUUUCCCCGCUAAAUAAAUUUGUGACCGGCUGGGAAGUUGUAUUGCACCAUAUAAUUACCUUGGAUACUCUCAAGGAGCAAGGACAAGGCAUUUUGAACCUCGAGAGUAUCCUCGCGAAUAACAAAGUGACCCUCAAGGUUAGCGAUACUUGGGCUACCUUCAAACGUACAGGGAUCCCAUCAAUUGCUGCCAUUACCGAAACAAUAUCCGCCUUGCCUAUUUUACUUUUACUUUGGAAAUUUAAUACACCUACAUAUAUCUCAGUGUUGUUCAGAUAUUGUUGCCCUAAGAAUCCCUCUGCUCUGGAAGUUAUAGAACGUGAGAAAUUAAAACUCAAGAUUGAGGAACAGGCUAAACGUAACGAAAGAGUCCUACGAGAGAUCAGAAAUUGCAGAGACGCGUCUUUGUCUUCCUCGGGGGGGUGUAAUAGAACUUG
This is a messenger RNA of Diprion similis, 1384 nucleotides long. RefSeq lists its product as uncharacterized. Bases 262 to 807 code for a protein of 181 amino acids. The transcript has a single exon. The record is from RefSeq and is a predicted model, not a curated record. NCBI's taxonomy places the organism in Eukaryota, Metazoa, Arthropoda, Insecta, Hymenoptera, Diprionidae.